AAAAAUUGAGAAAAAAUAUUGGUAUUCAAUUUGCUUUGCAUGUUUUGAGGGAUGGGCAUGUAGCUUGAUAUUAAGGCAAUAGAGUCCUGCAGCCCCACAUCCCCUUAGAGCUUUAGAACCCUGCGAAAAAUUUCAGAAAAUGUUCUUUGUUUUAUAUUCCAUCAGCUCCUGUCGCUGCCUAUUUCACAUCCAAGUUCGGAACACGCCCAAUUUUGAUGGCAUCCGGGGCUUUUGCUGCUUCCGGUGUUCUGCUUCUCUCCCAGGCAAACCACAUGUCACUGGUGGGGAUUGGAAUUGGAGCAGUAACAUCUACUAUGCAAGCAACUGUCUAUGCAUCAACUGUGCUGCUAAUACGUCGGAACUUUCACCGUCACUACGCACUGGCCCACGGCAUGGUCAUUUCCGGUUACAGCUGCGGACUCUUCGUCUUUCCACCUAUCCUGGAGGCUCUAAGCAUCACCUACAGCUGGCGUGGUACGUGCUUUAUUGCAUCAGGGAUCAUGUUUCAUACGGUCCUCAUGGGUGCACUGACGAAGUCACCUAGGACUCGAGAGGGCGAUGUGGAAACAGAGGUUGACGACAAAGCAAGUAACCGACCGGUUAUAGAUAGCCAGCAGGAUAUCAGAACGAGGAAUGGAAUGUCAUUGGAUUGUAACGAUCCGUCGGGCAGUGCUGACACUGGGUGUAAUGGCGAUGCACAGCGCAACGUUGAGGUAGAGGAAGGUAAUGUCGAUAGAAUCGAUUCUGAUUUGCAAGCUUCAACAGAAAAUAAUUCUGAAGAGCAUAUGAUCAGUAGGUCCGAUCUUGUAAAGAAUAAUGCACUCUCUACCCCGGAAACACGACAUGUUGAAAUGCCUGAAGGGGGAUAUAAGAACAAUGCAUUCACCGCUGCCGAAGAUCCACUUGAUGGUAAUCCGCAAAACAACCUCAACCUCGACCGACCAUCAGCAAUGCACAUAUGUAACACGGAAAGAAUAAUGGUGUCAGGAGUGGGAUCAAAUCAAAACUCUAGAUGCUUACAGAGUGCGAUUGCUCGGAACUACCACACCUUUGUCAUCUACACACUUUCAAUGUUCUCUACAACGGUAGGUUACAGUAUAUUCUUGGUCCAUGUCUCCACUUCGUUCAAGGAAUUCGGAGUAGAUUUGAAGAAUAUUGCAGCAGCUCUCUCUGUCUUCGCUGCGUUCAAUCUCAUAGGCCGGGUGUCUAAUGGCUUGUUUGUCUCAAGAGGCAUCUCUCCUGCACACCUAAUCAUUCUGGCUGAGAUCCUGGCGUUCGUGUCCAUCAUGGGGAUGUAUCUAUUGCAACUGUUUCCUCUACGAGCUACUGCCACCGCGCUCUUUGGGAUAGGAACUGGCGUUUCCACCACCUUAUUUUAUGUCUUUCAUCGGGAGAUAGUAGACCCUAAAGUAGACGUCAAGACCCUCUCCAUCUUCAUAUUUGUAGAAGGUUUGGCUGGACCAGCAGGAGGUGCAUUAGGAGGCCUCCUUCGGGAUUUUGCUGGUGGUUAUCGACUCGCAUACUUCACUUCAGCAGGGCUAUCCCUCUUCGCUGCGGUGCUCAUGAUCGUGGCAAUCGUAAUGGAAAGGCGUAGAAAGAAGAGCAGCGAAGUCGUGAUGAACGUUGACGUUUGAUUACCCCAUUCUCUUUAAUCUUGUAAACGAACCUUGUAUUGAGCGAUGAUCGGGGAUCUAUCAUUCGGCCUUCAUUUUCAAGGGGUACCGUUGUCACUGGUGAUUUUUGAAAACAUUUCUGUGCAUAGUUUCCUCAUAGCUAGGAUAACUAAGCAAAUGAUGUGCGACCUGAAAAUUUUAAUACGACCACUGUUAUGCCAAAUACAUGCCAUGCAGGCGUAGGGGACUUAGGGCGUAGUUCCGAUCUAAUUAACCAAUAAACGUGCACUUCGAACCGGACAUUUCUGUCAUCAAGUUUGAUUAUUUGAACUCAAAUAUAUUAGCCUGAAAUGUGGACAACGUCAACACGUUUUUGAUAAUAAAAAAAAAUAUAUAACUGCAAAGUGCGAGAUGAAUUUUUGUUGGCGUUUUAUACCUAAAAACGGGGCUUUCCGCCUUUUCUAAUCAUCAAUACAUUGGUAACGAUAAUCUUUUUAGAUUUUGACCAGAAAAAAUGGAUUGGGAGUGGUAUUCUGAGUUCCAUUCUAUCUCAGAU
This is a messenger RNA of Lytechinus variegatus (green sea urchin), 2169 nucleotides long. RefSeq lists its product as uncharacterized. The transcript is spliced from 4 exons. Gene Ontology annotation, biological process: monocarboxylic acid transport; transmembrane transport. The record is from RefSeq and is a predicted model, not a curated record. Gene Ontology annotation, molecular function: monocarboxylic acid transmembrane transporter activity. Bases 216 to 1634 code for a protein of 472 amino acids. NCBI's taxonomy places the organism in Eukaryota, Metazoa, Echinodermata, Echinoidea, Temnopleuroida, Toxopneustidae.